Messenger RNA from Centruroides sculpturatus (bark scorpion), 2742 nucleotides. RefSeq names its product putative phosphoenolpyruvate synthase. The record is from RefSeq and is a predicted model, not a curated record. The transcript is spliced from 28 exons. Gene Ontology annotation, molecular function: kinase activity; ATP binding. The coding region runs from base 227 to 2698 and encodes 823 amino acids. Gene Ontology annotation, biological process: phosphorylation. Lineage: Eukaryota; Metazoa; Arthropoda; Arachnida; Scorpiones; Buthidae.
UACAAAUGAUUUCCACUGCGUGCGAUAUGCAUCACAGAUGAUCAAUUAUGGUCGGCCGUUGAACACACUUUCGGAAUGCAGAACAUUGAACAGUAUCCACCGCAUCGUUAGGAUCUCCGCAUAACACGAUUGUCUUUUUAAGUAAAAUGUUUGUUGGUUUCAUGCAGUGCCAAAACUGCUCUACUGGAAAACAAAAAGCGACGUACAAGUCGAAUGUCAAAGAAUUAUGAAAGAAGUUGUUGAGGUUUCGCUCCCAAAUAUAAUCUGCGAUGAAAUUGAAAAUAAUUUGAAGGCAAUUUACACAAAUGACUUAAAUAAAAUUCGAUUUUCUGUCAGAUCAUCGGCUUGCGGCGAAGAUAGCGAAGAUAUGUCUGCAGCGGGUCAAAUGGAAACAUAUCUCGGAAUCUCCGGACUAAAAGAAAUAUUAACUGCAGUUAAGAAGUGUUGGGCAUCGCAAUUUUCGUUUAUAGCUAUAGAGUACAAAAGGCAAAACGGUCAAUUGUUGAACUUGCCGAUGGCAGUCGUUAUCCAAGAAAUGGUAAAUGCCGACGUUGCGGGUGUUAUGUUUACUUGUAAUCCUCUUACUUCUAAUCCAAAACACGUAACGAUAACAGCCAAUUACGGACUAGGAGAGUCUGUAGUGGCUGCCACAGCCGAACCCGAUACCAUUUGUUUAGAGAGAGAUAUAAAUCAGAAAUUAACUGUUAAUAAUAUUAGCAUUGGAAAAAAAAAUACAAUGGUUGUGGUGAGUGAGACGGGUGACGUUGUCGAAGAAGAAAAUACUGAAUUCAAAGAUAAUUGCUGUUUGACCGACGAACAAGCGCUUUAUUUAGGAAAUGUCGGAAUAAUGUUGGAAAAAGAAUUCGGAUCUUGCCGCGAUAUCGAAUGGUGCUUUUCGAAUGACCAGUUGUAUCUUCUUCAGUCGAGACCCAUUACGUCGAUUACAACAGAAACUGAUUACGAAAUCGCUCAUGAGUUUGACUGCAUGUUUCGAGACGAAGAAGAAUAUUUAUCUACGGGAAACCUUGGGGAAGUGUUUCCUGGAGCUAUGAGUCCAUUGUGCAUGUCUUCGAUUCAUAAAUUAUUUUGCUAUAAUUUUUUGAAAUCCAGAUGGAGAAACAUCUUUUCAGCAAACGGACCCGCUUGCCCUUAUUUUCCAAUGAAUAUUCAUUAUUUUAAUGGUCAUGCGUUAUUUAAUGUCAUUGACGGAUGGCUAAGUAAUUCGUACGAGAAAGGUUCUACUUUGAAUAAAGCGCCGAUGUUGGCAUCCAUCGGAAGAACUAUCGAAGACGACGAAUUAUACGAAAGAGCAAAGGAAAGAUUUUCACUUUAUAAAAAGAAAUUCUCAUUUACACAAAUUCGCACUGUGCUAUUUUAUUAUAAGACUAUUCUAACUGCCGAAGGUGCUUUAGAAGCGAGAAAAAGGAAAUAUUUCAAUUAUAAAAUUAAAGACUUGCAGAACUUCAAAUCGUCUUUAGAAUUAUAUCAAGAUAUGCAUCGUCACUGGAAAUAUAUUUGCGAAGGUACUAACAGCAAUACCGAAGUUUUGAUAUAUUCUGCCAUGUACAAUACAAAUUUAAUGUCGCUUCUGGUUAAGGAACACGGAGGAUGGAAUAACGACGUGUACUCGGAUUUUGCAAAUUUAUUAUCGAAUUGCUCAGAUGUCGAGAGCGCCGACGUUCCUCAGUCCUUAGAGGCAUUGGCUCGUACUAUCUCCAAAGAAAUCCAACCGACAACAUUUAAAGCUAUGAAAACAGAAGACGCAUUAAAAUGGCUUCAGACGUCGUCGUCGAAAUCAGCGGAAGAUUUCAAAAAUUUUCUCGAUAUUCACGGGCAUAGAUCUAUAAAAGAGUUCGAUCCAUAUUCGAUCCCUUGGAGAAAGAAUCAACAUAAAUUAGUCCAGACUUUACAGGAUAUCGUGAAUAACGUAAAGAAUACUAAAUCAUCUGCCCGUGGCAACGUUCUAGACAAAUUGAAGAAAUACCCGAGUUGGAAAUCCAGGCUCUUCUUGAAAUUUCUGCUACCGAGGUGUCAACAGGGCGUUAGACUGAGGGAGAGAGCGAAAUCGUUUAUGAUAAAGAUGUUCGACUCGAACCGUGAAGCGUAUUGGCAUUUGGCAGAAUUGAUGGUUCUGGAAGGAAGACUUCCGCACAGAGACCUUCUGUUUUUCUUGUCGCAUGACGAAAUUGGAGAGCUGAUAAAAACGCGUUCUUCGAAAUUAAUUUCCAAGGCGAUCCGUCGAAAGAAGAUUCACGCUGAGCAGGAGAAAAUUAUUUAUCCGGAAGUUAUGCGUGGCAUACCCCAACCCAUUAAUUUAGGAUCUUCAGACAUCACCUACAAAUCCGAGGCCAUCAUGAAAGGAAUUCCGGUCAGUUGCGGAAUGGUUAAAGGUCCUGCCAGAGUGAUCCUCAACGUGGAAGAAGCAGUCGACAUUCGACCGGGAGACAUUUUAAUCACGUACAGCACGGACAUUGGCUGGAGCCCGUAUUUCCCUCUUUUGGCCGGAAUAGUAACUGAAAUCGGAGGACUGAUUUCACACGGAGCCGUCGUGGCUCGAGAGUACGGACUUCCGUGCGUUGUGGCUGCUCACGGAGCUAUGAAAGUCUUCCAGACAGGAGACAUUAUCGUUUUAAACGGCGAUGAAGGAACCAUUUGUAAAAUGAAAGAAGCUGAUGUCAAUGGAGGAGAGCGCCUCUAGAAACCUUCCCCUUCUGUCACUUUCUGCAGAAUUCCGCUAUUUCC